Pipistrellus nathusii (Nathusius's pipistrelle) is the source of this 417-nucleotide messenger RNA. Lineage: Eukaryota; Metazoa; Chordata; Mammalia; Chiroptera; Vespertilionidae. The record is from the annotation of a GenBank genome assembly.
AUGGCCUGGAGACAGCUGCUCCUUGUCGCCUGUUUCUCUGCCGCGAUGCUCCUGUGCAUGCUGCGGGAGGGGACCGGCGCAUCCGUGGGCACCGGGCAGGGGCCUGGACAAGAGGCCCGGAAAGGCAUGGAAGAGAAGGUUUUCGUGCAGGAAUCAGACGCCUCAAAUUUCCUCAAGAAGCGUGGCAAGCGAUCCCCCAAGUCCCGAGAGGAGGUCACCGCGGAGAACAGGCAGAAGCUGCGGGCUGAUGAGCUACGAAGGGAAUAUCACGAGGAACAACGGAACGAGUUUGAGAACUUUGUGGAGGAGCAAAACGAUGAACAGGAAGAGAGAAACCGGGAGGCUAUUGAGCAGUGGCGCCAGUGGCAUUACGAUGGCCUGUACCCACCAUAUCUCUAUAACCGCCACCACAUCUGA